AUACGAGCCCUUCAAACGCAAACCAUAGAUAGAUAUGGAUCUCAGGGUAAAACCGGAAACAGGCACCAAAAACCAUCAUCCAGAACGGAAAACCGCCCUCACAGCAGGAUGAAUUUUCCUUUCAGGUUUUCUUUGUCCAGGUGUGGAUGCGCCGGGAUAUACCUGGCUAGAAUCGGUCAGGGAAUAAGGUUGGCGAUCGUUGGCACUAUCUAUUUUUGUAUUACUCGGAAGAGACCGAGUACCUUGGUUCUUUCUAUUGCGUUGGUGCUCUGGCUCUGUAUGUGGGGGACACAAAGAAAGUUGUAUUCAGAGUUUCCCUAGGGAGCGGAACCUAGAUGAUAAUGCGGGUGGACUAUUAGGGAGCCGGAGUGUCGGUUUUUUUGUUACAAUAACGGGGCUAAGCUAAGGUAGAUUAGUUGAUUUA
This is a messenger RNA of Aspergillus alliaceus, 424 nucleotides long. RefSeq lists its product as uncharacterized. NCBI's taxonomy places the organism in Eukaryota, Fungi, Ascomycota, Eurotiomycetes, Eurotiales, Aspergillaceae. Bases 109 to 321 code for a protein of 70 amino acids. The transcript has a single exon. The record is from RefSeq and is a predicted model, not a curated record.